AAAAAAAUUAUUCUGAUAUAACAGUCUCCUUGCUAUCUCUCUCUCCCCUGAACAAUGGCGGAUCCUCUUAAUUUCUCUCUGUUCCACCACAAAUUUCUUACCGGAGCUAAACCAAAUCUUACGUUUGAAGAUGAGUUCUUAAGGCGACACACAAAAGUGUUGCUAAGAUCGGACGCGUCGGACAGAAUUUGGGAAGUGAAGCUGGACGGCAACAGGCUCGCCGGUGGCUGGGAAAAGUUCGCCGCCGUACAUAAAUUCAGAGACGGUGACGUUUUGGUUUUCAGACACGAAGGAGACGAGAACUUUCAUGUAGCUGUGUCCUCUCGUUCCAAUUCCGGUGACAUACAGAACGCAUCUCAUAGCUACGACGUUGACACUGACGUUACUGAGAUUGAUGAUGACGAUGUUGAAUCUGAUGAUGGAGAAGGCGAAGAUGAUGAUGAUGAAGUAGGGGGUGAGGAUGACGCAGGUAAGGUGUUUGAUGUACAUCACAUAAGUGAUAUGUGUUUUAAUUUUAGGGAUCUUCCUAGAGAUUUUACGUUUGUGUCUUUUGAUAAGCACAACAAACCGGGUGAGAUAGAUUUAGCUAAUGGUCAAGGAAGAAAAUGGACACUGCUUCUUGCAAAAAACAGCUCAAGUGGUGUGUUCUACAUCAGACGAGGCUGGGUUAACUUCUGCUCCGCUAAUAAGCUACGUAAAGAUGACUUGUGUGUGUUUAAAGUUUCCGAAAAUGGAGAAAGGCCUGUGCUUCGGUUGUGUCCACAGGAUUCUGGCAAUGGCCAUGAAAAAAAGAAGAGAAGUGUGGAUGAUGACGCUUCAAAGGGAAAGGAGAAGAAUAGUCCUUCGUCAUUUCUGACAGUAAAGUUGACAUCCAGCCGUUUCAAGACAGGAAUCCUAGUAAGUUCAAGAACUUUUAGUCUUAUGGGGAUAUUGGGUGUGUACAUCGCAGGGUCCACGACGUUGCUAAUUGAAUCUUGGUUUCAGUAUAUUUCAUCGGUCUUCGUGACUGAGAGUGGCAUUAAGAAGACUGGGGAAAUAACUCUGCUGAACGAAGAUGGAAGAAAGUGGUCAUCUUAUCUACAGAUGACAGGACGAUGCGGAAGUGAAUGGUUUUAUCUGAGAAAUGGUUGGAGAGAGAUGUGCCAAGCGAAUGGAGUGAGAGUAAAUGACUCGUUCGAGCUGGAAUUGAUAUGGGAAAAUGAAAAUCCUAUGUUUAAGUUCGUCUCAAAGAUUGAGAACAGAGGAAAAGGAAACCGAGGAACUCGUAAGAAGAGAGCUUGUGAGACUCCUCUGCAGUUAAGGAGUGCGGAAAAGACUCCAAGUGUAGAAACAGAAGGACGGAGAGCAAGUAAGAAAGGACGCACUGGGGUUUCAAACAGAGCCAACACUAACUCAAGAAAAUUGCGGCGCACGCAACCAAAUUCUUGUUCAAUCUCUGAUCAAGUGACAAACGUGAAACAGAGCAUCCUAGAUACUCUGAACGCUGUAAGGCAUUUCCGCGCAGGGCUGGAGAUGAGGGAAACAAAUCUGGAAGCUGCGCUAUUGGAGAUUGACGCAUUAGGGGAGAAAAUAUUAGGAAUCAGCCAAAUUAUCAACAGUAAUCCAGUUUGAAGUAAACAAAAGACUGGAAUCAUUCAACGCUGGUACUGGUUACUCUUCUUCUUCUUCUUCCUCCUCCAAACUAAGUUAGGUUUCCUUAUCAGUAUUUCAGACUUGCAAGGUCUAGAGACUGCCAACUUUCUUGGUGCUUUCGUUCAGUUCAGUAGCUGAGAAUGUAUGUUUGUAUAUUUGAACGGUUCGUGACUUGCGUUCCUCAGUUGUAUCAACAGUUGAUCUACUUUGUUAUGCGAGCUAAGCAACUCUUAAUUUUUAGAAUGCAUUGUGAGUAGGAACUUUUGGCAAA
Molecule: messenger RNA, 1903 nt
Organism: Thlaspi arvense
Lineage: Eukaryota; Viridiplantae; Streptophyta; Magnoliopsida; Brassicales; Brassicaceae
Source: the annotation of a GenBank genome assembly